Lotus japonicus is the source of this 2196-nucleotide messenger RNA. RefSeq lists its product as uncharacterized. Gene Ontology annotation, molecular function: DNA binding; protein dimerization activity. The coding region runs from base 1 to 2196 and encodes 731 amino acids. The record is from RefSeq and is a predicted model, not a curated record. NCBI's taxonomy places the organism in Eukaryota, Viridiplantae, Streptophyta, Magnoliopsida, Fabales, Fabaceae. The transcript has 3 exons.
AUGUCUCAAGUUGAUCCGUCAAGUGCCUCAAACGAAACAAGCGCUGCUACUGGACCUAGAAAUAGGAGGAAAAAUGCUCCUGGAAAUCGGUCUGAUAUGGGGUGGAAACAUGGGGUUGAUAUUGAGGGCAAUGCUCGAAAAGUUAAAUGCAAUUAUUGCCCAAAAAUUGUCAGUGGAGGAAUAUUCAGAUUUAAGCAUCAUCUUGCUGGAUCAAGCGAAGAUUCAGAACCUUGUGUCGGUGUGCCUGAAGAUGUUAGACUAGUUAUGCAGGAUUUUGUGGACAAUGCUAAAGCUGCAAAAGAUAAAAAAAGGAAAUUGACUCAGUAUGGAGGUGAUGUUGAGGGGGAGGGUGAGGAUGUACAAACGGAAAGCUCUCAAAGAAAAGGGAAUGGCAUUUUAAAGUUUACUACAAAUGUAAAAAAUGGUGGUGGGGUUCAAGCAACAAUGAAUCAAAUAGUAAAGAAGGACUACAAGGAGCAAGUUGAUCUACAAGUUGCAAAGUUUUUCUACACAAGUGCUAUUCCCUUCAAUGCUAUAAGAAAUCCAGAAUUUACGAAGAUGUUGGAUAUGGUUGCUAGAUAUGGGAUUGGUUAUAAGCAUCCUUCCUUUCAUGACAUUAGAGUGCCUCUCUUGAAGCGAGCAGUCAAGGAAACACAUAACAUGCUUGAUGAGUUUAAGCAGGAUUGGAAGAAAAAUGGUUGUACAAUCAUGUCGGAUGGAUGGACUGAUAUGAAAAGGCGUUCCAUUUGUAAUUUUCUGGUGAACAGCCCUAUGGGGACUGUUUUUCUAUAUUCAUUGGACACUUCUGAUAUUUCUAAAACAACAGACAAGGUUUUCAAGAUGCUAGAUGAUGUUGUGGAGCAUGUUGGAGAGGAGAAUGUAGUGCAAGUAGUCACAGAUAAUGCUGCAAAUUACAAAGCUGCUGGGCAAAAGCUUAUGGAGAAAAGAAAGAACUUGUAUUGGACUCCGUGUGCUGCUCAUUGCAUUGAUUUGAUCUUGGAGGAUUUUGAGAAGAAGCUAAAGGUGCAUGAAUCAACUAUAAAAAAAGGAAGGAAGAUCACCACAUUCAUAUACUCUAGAACAAUGCUCAUUCCCUUGUUGAAACAUUUUACUAAAGACAGAGAGUUAAUUAGGCCGGGUGCCACUCGAUUCGCCACAUCAUAUUUGACUUUGGGAUGCCUAAAUGAGCUUAAAGUUGCAUUGAUGACUAUGUUUGGCUCAGAAGAAUGGAAAGCAACCAAGGUUUCUACCUCAUCAGAUGGGAAAAAAGUGCAAAGCAUGGUUUUGGAUAGUCGUCUAUGGAAUAAUAUAACCAUAUGUCUCAAGGCUGCCAUUCCUCUUAUGUCUGUCCUUCGCUUGGUGGAUUCGGAUGAGAAGCCCGCCAUGGGUUUUUUAUAUGCUGAGAUGGAUGCGGCCAAGGAGAAGAUAAAAAGCAAUUUCAAUUCUGUCCAAAGAAGUUAUGAGCCUGUGUGGAAGAUUAUUGAUGAAAGGUGGGAAAACCAACUCCAUAAGCCAUUACAUGCAGCUGCUUAUUACCUCAAUCCCCGAUUUCACUAUGAUGAUGCUUAUGUAAAGGACCUUGAGACCAAGCAAGGGUUAUUUGCUUGUGUGGAUAGGAUGACAAGUGACCCCUUGGUGAGGCAUAAGAUUCAUAAUCAGAUUCCUUUGUUUCAGAAAUCUCAUUCUUUGUUUGGUGAUGCUAAUGCCAAGAGUAGUAGGAAGACUAUGGCUCCUGUAGAUUGGUGGAGCAUGUAUGGUGAUGGAUGCCCAGAACUGAAGAACUUUGCUAUCCGUAUUCUUAGCUUGACUUGUAGCUCUUCUGGAUGUGAGCGUAAUUGGAGUGCAUUUGAAAUGGUUCACACAAAGAGAAGGAAUCGUUUGCAUCAGCAAAGGAUGAAUGACUUGGUCUAUGUGAUGUACAACAACAAGUUAAGAUCUAGACAAGUUAGAAGAAAAGUUGUCCUUCCUUUUGAUGAUAUAGAAUCUGAUGACGAAUGGAUAACUGAAGAUAUGGAAGAGAUUGAUGAACAAUCUCUUGUUGGGGAUAAUGACAUUGUUGGUGAGAAUCAAGUCACAAAAGAGCCUACUCUUGAAGGGGACCCCGAGCAUUUGAUCUUUGAUCCUAUACUUGAUGAGCCUCUCUCAUCGGGAGCAGAAUUUGAUGAUGAUGAUCAUGAUAGUGGUGGUGAUGAAUGA